UGCUGUUUGCUUUAGGAACAGCUUCACGGGCACCCUGAGGAGGUUGAGGGAGCCUUGGGAGCCUCCCCUCACGGUUCUUCCUGCGACACACGAGUGUUAAAUUUAAGACACUCUUCCCCCUGCUGGCUCUCGAGAGGCGGAGGCCCUUAGUCUCGGAAGCCCAGCCCAGGAGCGUGCGUGAGCGGGGGUGGUGCCGGGAGCGUCCGCAGUCUCCCGGGGUUGGGAGCCGGGCCCGGACCCUCUCCUCGGGAUUAGAUGCGGUGGUGAUCGCUUCCCUGUGGAUUUUGGAGCCUGGAAUAAAACGGAACCCUGGGCACUGGGAAGUCCGUUCUCUGCGGAGUGAAGAGGAGCGGUGGAAGAAAUGCCCGGUGAAGCCACAGAAACCGUUCCUGCUACAGAGCAGGAGUUGCCACAGCCCCAGGCUGAGACAGUUGUGCUUCCUGCAUCUUCAGCCUUGAGUGUCACUGCUGCCGUAGGGCAGCCUGGGCCUACCCUUCCCCCUCCUUGCUCCCUGGCCCCCCAACAGAGCCCUCUUGCAACCUCUAGCCAGCCUUCCCCAUUCCUUUCUCCCUCUACUGUUGCCUCAACCCCUUUUGAAGCUCCUUUUCCCCCAUCAUCCUCUGAGUCAGCCCUGCCUCUGGGAGCUGCCCCUUUCCCUGCUGACACUCCAGCUUUCCUACCAAACCUAAUACUGUCUCUUCCCAUCUCCCCAGCUGCCUUAGCUCUGGCCUGUCCCAUGAUAACUCCAACUCUGAAGGGUUCCCAUUCCUCUUCAGCUCCCUUGGCUCUGGUGGCCUUGGCCCCACACUCGGUUCAGAAGAACCCUGCUUAUCUACCCAACCCUCUUACCUCACCUCCUUCAGUUGCUGUGGCCAAAUCAGGGUCAGUGACAUCUCCCUCAGCUCCCAUUGCUUCCUCAGAACUAAAGACCUCUCCUGUUCAAGCUCCCUCUCAAGUAGUCCUUAAUCCAAACGGUAACCCCAUUCCACCAGGUAUAGUCAGUGCUGUUCCUUCCCAUCUUGUAACUCCCUUGGCCUCUGUUCAGUCUGGAGUAGCCUCAUGUCCUCAGACACAAGCCACCACUUCCCUAGCCAUCACCUGUCAGUUCAAAGACAACCCUAUUUCCCCAGCUUUGAUUUCUCCAGAAAAUUCUGGAAGCCUCAGCUUAAAGGGACCCUUUAGUCCACCUACUGUUUUACCUCUUUCAGCCCAGUGUUUUCCUGUGGCUUCUACCAUCCCCCCAGUUUUCCCUACUUUUCUGGGCUCUCAUCUUGCACCUUUACAUCAGAGUUCUCUAGGUUGUUCUGUCCAACCUUCAGGUCAAACCGACCCUAAUGUUCUGCCGUACCCUAUAGCAGGUACCAUUUCUGCAGGUCAUCCCUCUUUCCCUUCUCAGAGAGCUGCAGUUCCUCCCCUUCCUUCUGGAAAUGGCGUGGUUCCUGCCUCUGUGGCUCCAACUUGCCCUCUGUCUCUGUCUGUUGACAAAAGCCCAUCCACUGUCACUGGCAGUGCCUCCUGCAGCCCUUGUGGCUCGUCAAGUGGGGCUUCUCCAUUAUUUCCUACAGCUGCUCUCAUUCUCAAAGGCUGCUCUGCUGCCACUCAUCAUCAGCCUUCAGUGGCCCAGAUUCCUGCUUCUCCAGGGAUUCAAGACUUGAUAGAAGCUCCUGUUUCUUUUGUUGGAACCACCCCACUUGCAGUGACUAACCCCUCUACAAUCUCUGCAGCACCUGCUGCCUUUGAGGUAGCUGCUCAUGCGUCUCCAGGUUCAUUAGGUCCCCUAAGUAGUAAGGACUCAGCUUCCCAUACUGCCUUGGUUAUGACACCUAUAGGCCCCCAAGAGCUUCCUACUCCUCAGGUAAUGACCACUCUGGGGAUACCGGUUUCUCAUCCUUUGCCAGCCAGUGACAACUCCAGAAGUCCCCCUGCAUCAGUGCUGAUAAAGUUCCGAACACAAAAAGGUCUCCAAACUGUACCUGCCUCUCCUGUAGGAGCCCCUGUUUCAUCAGGCCAGGCAGGACUCCCUGCCAAGAAAGACCCUACAGUACUACCAUCAGCCUUGGCAGCUCCAAAAAAUGCCCCUUCUCCUCAAAAUACAUCAUCAUCUCUGGAGACAUCCCUUUCUCCUGAAGCCUCCAUAUCAAAGAAAAGCCUUGUAAAUAGUCUCCCUGUAGUUUUACCAGCCAGGACUCCCUCUCCUCUGGGUGUUAAGCUCCCACCUUCUGUAAUGAAGACAGGUCCUUCUGCAAGCCCAGACCCUGCGACUUGGCUGCUUGAAAAUUACCUCACCACCCCAGCCACAUUGGCCUUUCCUUUGGAAAGGGCUGCUGCUGCUGGAGCGGCCCCUACAGCUGCUAGAGCCAUUCCCAUGCCUGUGGUUACAGGCAACUCUUCUCCAGAACGAGCUGUCUCUUCAGCUGCUAAUAAAAGUCAACUGGCCAAGAAGGGUACUUCCACUCUUCCCACCCUUAUGACUUCACCCUUGGUUCCUCCAACCUCUGGAAGUUGCCCUGUGCCUCCAGCUGUGACUUUGUCCCCCCAAAUUGUUUCUGCUUCUCGAGCUACAGUGGCACUGGCCCGUGAAAUUCUUGGGUCUGAGCCCUUUACCUCUCCUACCCCAGCUGGUACUCCUUCUCAACAUGCAGAGGAAGUUCAUGGUAUUUCUCAUAUCUUCCUAUCAGCACCUGUGGCUUCCUCUCCUGAAGGGUGCCCAGCUGAGGCCUCUGGUGCUUCUGUUACUGCGUCUUCCAAAGGAACCUACCUAACUGACUCCCCGUCUCCUUUAGGGGCUGCUAUGUCUGCUCAGACUCAAAGACCUCCAAGCAGGAAGGGCUCAGCCACUUCUACCACCUUAACUCUUGCUCCUAAGAGUGCAUCUGCUGUCCCUGAUAUUCCAGCUGGAAGUCUCUUAUCCUCUGUUUCUCCAGUUGAAGCUUCAUUUAUUCCAGAGGCCAGUAUUUCCUUUGAAGUCCCUAAAGAGUCACUAGCCAAGAAGCAUUCUCCCACUCCUCUGUCCCCCAAAGAAGCUCCCACUCUCUCAGCUCCCUCCUCACCCAAGAGAGUCACAGCAACUCCAUCCUCCAAAGAGUCUUCUGCUACCCCACCUCCCAAAUGGAACCCAGCAACCCCAUCUCCUAAAGAGACCCCCACUGCCCCAGUUGUGGCCCCUCCCGCCCCCAAAGGGACCCUUUUCCCUAAAGGGACCCCGACACUCCAGGCAGUGGCCUCUUCUGCUCCCAAAGGGACCCCAGCAACCCCAUCCCCUAAAGGGACCCCCAUACCCCUGGCUGUAGCCCCUCCUGCCCCCAAAGGAGACUCAGCAACUGAAUCCCCCCAAAGAUCCCCAACUACCCCAUCCCCCAAAGAGGUCCCUAAUUCCUCAGUUAUAGUCAUACGUACCUUGGAGUCCACUGCUCCUCAGGCAUCCAAAGGGCUCCCAGUAAAGACAGACCCCACAGCUCUCAAAACAGUACUUGUUGCUGCAGGCCCAGAAAGUGCACCAGUCAAGAUAUCUUGUACUUCAUCUUUUGUGGGCACAGAUCCCUCAGCUGAGAAUGGCACUAAAGGACCCCUUUCUGCAGUGGCUCUAGCCCCUCUACUGACAGUUUCAGCUCAGAAAGACUCUUCUCCCAAGACUCCAAAAGCCCUCCAUAUUUCUCCCUUAAAAGACACAGAUUCCUUGCAUUCCCCAAAGGAGCCCUUAGCUGCUGCUCCUGAGUCUGAGACAUCCCCCCCUCUAGCAGUAGCUAUCUCUGAGAAGGUCCUUCCUAAAGCCGGAUCAGCAUCUCUCUCUCCAGCAUGUACCCCUCCAACAGUCUCUCUGCCUUUCACGCCCUCCCCAGUUGCCCCUCUGCUCCCUAAACAGUUUCUGCCGCCCUCACCUGGACUGGUGCUGGAGUCACCCUGUAAGCCCUCAGCCCCUGCUGCCGACGAGCUGCCACCUCUGAUUCCCCCAGAACCAAUCUCACGGGGAAUGCCUUUCCAGCCGGUCCUUGUCAACAUGCCCACACCCAAACCUGCUGGGAUCCCUGCCCCAGCCCCCUCUGCCAAGCAGCCUGUUCUGAAGAACGACAAGGGGUCAGGAACAGAAUCUGACAGUGAUGAAUCAGUACCAGAGCUUGAGGAACAGGAUUCCACACAAGCGGCCACACAACAAGCCCAGCUGGCAGCAGCUGCUGAAAUUGACGAAGAACCAGUCAGUAGAGCAAAACAGAGCCGGAGUGAAAAAAAGGCACGGAAGGCUAUGUCCAAACUGGGUCUUCGGCAGGUCACAGGGGUUACCAGAGUCACUAUCCGGAAAUCGAAGAAUAUCCUAUUUGUUAUCACAAAACCAGAUGUCUACAAAAGCCCAGCUUCAGACACCUACAUAGUUUUUGGGGAAGCCAAGAUCGAGGAUUUAUCUCAGCAAGCACAGCUAGCAGCUGCUGAGAAAUUCAAAGUUCAAGGUGAAGCUGUCUCAAACAUUCAAGAAAACACACAGACUCCAACUGUACAAGAGGAGAGUGAAGAGGAAGAGGUUGAUGAAACAGGUGUGGAAGUUAAGGACAUAGAAUUGGUGAUGUCACAGGCAAAUGUGUCAAGAGCAAAGGCAGUCCGAGCCUUGAAGAACAACAGUAAUGAUAUUGUAAAUGCUAUUAUGGAAUUAACAAUGUAACUGUCUGAAAAUGAGGACUUUUUUUGGUGUUUCAAAAGAGCAACUACAGCUUGGUCUGAAAUUUGUACUGUUUCUAUCAUUAAUAAAGUUACAGCUUCUUGGAUGAA
Manis javanica (Malayan pangolin) is the source of this 4758-nucleotide messenger RNA. The record is from RefSeq and is a predicted model, not a curated record. Lineage: Eukaryota; Metazoa; Chordata; Mammalia; Pholidota; Manidae.